UUUUCCUCUGUGCAGUGUGCCAGUUAAACAAUGAGACCUUUAGUGAUCCUUACCACCCUGGUGGCCAUUGCCACGGCCGAACCUCCAUCCGGCUAUAGCUACAGUCCCCCAUCAACCUCUUACGGAGCACCCUCAGGGGGAGGUGGCGGUUUUGGAGGCGGUUUCGGAGGCGGUAGCGGUGGCGGCUUCCACGGAGGAAGUACCGGAAUAGGAGGAGGAUUUGGAGGAAGCUCUGGAGGCGGUUUCGGAGGCGGAAUCGGAGGUGGUUUCGGAGGUGGCUCAGGAGGCGGUUUCGGAGGUGGUUCCGGAGGCGGUUUCGGAGGCGGUUUCGGCGGUGGUGCCGGAGGCGGUUUCGGCGGUGGAGCCGGAGGCGGCUUCGGAGGCGGCACCACCGUCCAAAAGCACAUCUACGUCCACGUACCCCCACCAGAGCCUGAAGAAUUCAGACCACAAAGACCCAUCCAAGUCGGCCAGGCCCAGAAACACUACAAGAUCAUCUUCAUCAAGGCCCCAUCCGCCCCAGCCCCAACCGCCCCAGUCAUCCCAGUCCAACCCCAGAACGAAGAGAAGACCCUCGUCUACGUCUUGGUCAAGAAACCAGAAGAAGCACCAGAGAUCCAGAUCCCAACCCCAGCCCCGACCCAACCCAGCAAACCGGAGGUCUACUUCAUCAGAUACAAGACCCAGAAGGAAGGCGGCGGUAUCGGAGGAGGCAUUGGAGGCGGUAUUGGAGGUGGCAUUGGAGGAGGUAUUGGAGGUGGCAUUGGAGGCGGAAUUGGAGGAGGAAUCGGCGGUGGUAUUGGCGGCGGUAGCGGCAUUGGCGGCGGCGAUUUCGGCGGUAUCGGCGGUGGAAUCGGCGGCGGUAGCGGUAUCGGAGGCGGCAGCGGCGUCUCCACCAGCUACGGCCCCCCAGGCAAAUCUGGCCCCUACUAAGUCAACGAUCAGAACGUCACACUUGGCCUCGAGUCGGCACCAGGCUCGAUGCUACCAAAUACACUGCUAUGGUGAUCACUUUUUGCCUUUUGGUGGAAGGUUUUUGGUGCUCGUUGGACAGGCCUGAAGCCACCUUAGCUCUUC
Molecule: messenger RNA, 1077 nt
Organism: Coccinella septempunctata (seven-spotted ladybird)
Lineage: Eukaryota; Metazoa; Arthropoda; Insecta; Coleoptera; Coccinellidae
Product: glycine-rich protein 23
Exons: 5
Coding region: 31-933 (300 amino acids)
Source: RefSeq, a predicted model, not a curated record